Rhinolophus ferrumequinum (greater horseshoe bat) is the source of this 5136-nucleotide messenger RNA. RefSeq names its product formin binding protein 1 (gene FNBP1). The coding region runs from base 260 to 2038 and encodes 592 amino acids. The transcript is spliced from 16 exons. Gene Ontology annotation, molecular function: protein binding. NCBI's taxonomy places the organism in Eukaryota, Metazoa, Chordata, Mammalia, Chiroptera, Rhinolophidae. The record is from RefSeq and is a predicted model, not a curated record. Gene Ontology annotation, biological process: signal transduction; endocytosis.
UCGCUCUCCCGGUGUGGGGCGGGCGGGCGCUGCGGCUGCCGCGGCUGCUGCUUCCUCGGGCCAUUUUGCUGAGGAGCGACCCGGAGGAGGAGCUGCCGAGGAGACCCAAGGCGAGGAACGGCGAGCCGGAGGAGGCGGAGGCCGUGCGGGCCCGGGCCUUCCUCGGUCGCAGGGAUCUCGAGGGGCGAAGGGAUCGCCAGGGAGGGGGACCGGAGAGCCGCGCCUGUCGCGCGGCGCGCCCCUUCCCGCCCCCUGCACCAUGAGCUGGGGCACCGAGCUCUGGGAUCAAUUUGAAAACUUAGAAAAACACACCCAGUGGGGAAUUGAUAUUCUUGAGAAAUACAUCAAAUUUGUGAAGGAAAGAACGGAGAUUGAACUCAGCUAUGCAAAGCAACUCAGGAAUCUUUCGAAGAAAUACCAACCUAAAAAGAACUCGAAGGAGGAAGAAGAAUACAAGUAUACGGCAUGUAAAGCCUUCCUUUCCACCCUGAAUGAGAUGAACGAUUACGCUGGACAGCAUGAAGUCAUCUCCGAGAACAUGACAUCACAGAUCACCGUGGAGUUAGCCCGCUACGUCCAGGAACUGAAACAGGAGAGGAAAUCGCACUUUCAUGAAGGACGGAAGGCACAGCAACACAUAGAGACCUGCUGGAAGCAACUUGAAUCAAGCAAAAGACGGUUUGAGCGGGAUUGCAAAGAGGCUGACCGAGCACAGCAGUACUUUGAGAAAAUGGAUGCUGACAUAAAUGUUACAAAAGCAGACGUUGAAAAGGCACGACAACAAGCUCAAAUACGUCACCAAAUGGCCGAGGACAGCAAAGCAGAUUACUCGUCGAUUCUUCAGAAAUUCAACCAUGAGCAGCGCGAGUAUUACUACAGUCACAUUCCCACUAUAUAUCAGAAAAUACAAGAGAUGGAGGAAAGGAGGAUAGUGAGGAUGGGAGAAUCGAUGAAGACCUAUGCAGAGGUGGAUCGGCAGGUGGUCCCAAUCAUUGGGAAAUGCCUGGAUGGAAUCGUGAAGGCAGCUGAGUCCAUUGAUCAAAAAAAUGAUUCACAGCUGGUAAUAGAAGCUUAUAAGUCAGGCUUUGAGCCUCCCGGAGACAUUGAAUUUGAAGAUUACACUCAGCCAAUGAAACGCACCAUAUCCGAGAACAGCCUUUCAAAUUCCAGAGGAGAAGGCAAAGCAGAGCUCAAAUUUGGUGGCAAAUCCAAAGGAAAGUUAUGGCCGUUCAUCAAAAAAAAUAAGUCUCCCAAGCAGCAAAAGGAACCCCUCUCCCAUCGCUUCAACGAGUUCAUGACCUCCAAACCCAAAAUCCACUGCUUCAGGAGCCUAAAGCGAGGGCUUUCUCUCAAGCUGGGUGCAGCACCGGAGGAUUUCAGCAACCUCCCACCUGAACAGAGAAGGAAAAAGCUCCAACAGAAAGUCGAUGAAUUAAAUAAAGACAUUCAAAAGGAGAUGGAUCAAAGAGAUGCCAUAACAAAAAUGAAGGAUGUUUACCUCAAGAAUCCUCAAAUGGGAGACCCAGCCAGUUUGGACCACAAAUUAACAGAAGUCAGCCAAAAUAUAGAAAAACUGCGACUGGAGGCCCAGAAAUUUGAGGCGUGGCUGGCUGAGGUGGAGGGCAGGCUCCCGGCACGCAGCGAGCAGGCCCGCCGACAAAGUGGCAUGUACGAUGGCCAGACCGCCCCGCCGGUCAACAACUGCGCCCAAGACCGGGAGAGCCCGGAUGGCAGUUACACGGAGGAGCAGAGUCAGGAGAGUGAGGUGAAGGUGCUGGCCACGGAUUUUGAUGACGAGUUUGACGACGAGGAACCCCUACCUGCCAUAGGGACUUGCAAAGCUCUCUACACGUUUGACGGUCAGAAUGAAGGAACCAUUUCAGUGGUCGAAGGAGAAACGCUCUAUGUUAUAGAGGAAGACAAAGGUGAUGGGUGGACCCGCAUUCGGAGAAGUGAAGAAGAAGAGGGCUAUGUCCCCACUUCAUACGUCGAAGUCUAUUUGGACAAAAAUGCCAAAGGUGCUAAGACUUAUAUUUAAUACAACUUUAAAAAAAAAAAAAAAACCUUAAAAUAAAUUGGAGUUGUCUCUCCCCACAACUGUGACUGUUGCAGGCAGUUCUUCAAAAGACUGGAUGGAGCGUGCGGCCGGCCACAUUGUCACAUAGCCACUUGGUGACUUCAGGCCCCUCCCUCCGACUUUCCCUGUCUAGUCCUGACUAUAAUCAAGUUUCACUUGCUGAUGACAUUUUAUGUGGAAAGCUGCCAACUGCCAAUUUACAACCGUGUCAUUUGAAAUCUGAUAAACAUUUUUGCUUUCGGCAGUAUCUGUAGAUAACAAAACAAAACAAAACAAGCUGCCUUCUAGCUUCUAAUCAAUAUUUCUGAAUUUCAAACUCCGCACACAACACAGAGGUGCAGAAGACUUCCGUUUUCUUAUUUAUAUGUAGUAUCUGUAUCCGACACCAAUAGAACUACCUUAGAAUGUUACAUUUUGUAACCGUAAGUUGAACUGUGCUACUUUGUUCAAUUUUACCAUCCUUCACUUUGGAGGAAGUCAUAAAUAAAAGCUCCUACCCCUCAACCCCCACCCCCACUCCCCACUUGAGUAAAGAAGCAAAUAAGAAAAUUGUUUUAUGGGUACCAAAAGUGUGAAUUUUUAUCGGGAUUAUCCUAGUAUAUCUAUUUGAUCCCUGGAAAAGUUUGGUCAGUUAUCCAUCUGAUUUUUACACACGGCUAGUGACCUGCUCUCUCCCAGCUGACAGAGUUAUCAGAUGUGCUGGUAAUGCUGUUUAGAUAAACUUACGUAAAAAUAGUGUACUUAGUUUUUGUUCUGCUGGAAGUUGUGUGGCAAGUGGAGCUGUAUUCAGCUGACACGUCCUGGGUGUGGCUAUAAGGAGAGUGAACAGCGUCUGCUUCUGCAGAGACAGACUCCAAUACAUCGCUUUUCAAAGGGAGAAUUUUUUUUUUCUUUUAAACAUUGGCAUCUUUAACACCCAAAGUGAAUUUACUGAAAACCAUGUUAGAAUUGCUUGCUCGUUUUGUAGAAUUAACAGUAGCCAGAAUAAAAUAAAAUGUUUCACCCUCUUGAAAGGAAUCUAGGUCACAUGGGGAUUUGCAUUUUGAAGCUGGCAGGAGAAGUGGUGAAAUUGGUCCUAUGGAUGGAUGGGUACCAAGCCCAGUGUUUGUGCCCAUUUUGCAAAUUACCCUGAGAUCAUGGAGAUCAGCUAUAAAUGGGUCACAGUGAAAGUGUCAAGAUUCUCUUUUUAUUUGGCUUUGAAAAUGAUCCCUGUCCUUCCUACUUUUAAAUGGGAAAUUCGCUCUUUGCCUCGACACCGCGGCUUCUUUUAUAAGCCAAUUUGGAGCUGACUUUAAAAGUGAGGGCAAUACAUCGUGGGUCGAGGACCUGGCAGGAGUUACGGGAGCGUGUUGCUGAUUCCAGCAGAAAGUUCGCUUAUAUUUCUCACAAGGGCCAUCAAGGUGGAAUGUAGUAAUCUUUACUUAAUGACAGCCUAAUUUUUAAAAUGCUUUUUAUUUUUAAAUAAUUAUAGAAUCUGAGGAACUUGCAAAGAUAGCACAGAGAGAUCCGGGUACCCUUCACCCAGUUUCCUCCCGGUGGUUAUAUCUGACAACGAUUGUAAUACAGUAUCAAAAGCAGGAAACCAAUAUCGGUCAGCCUGAUUUUUAAAAUAUAAUUUUGUAAUUCAAAUUUCUUUGGAAUUAUUAUACCUUUGCUGACAUAAUAUCAAUAAAGCCACUCACCUGAGCCCAGACCUCUCUGGGGAACUGUUUCAGCCCCCCCUUUUUAACUAUUGCAGCAAAAAGGAGACAAAUCAGCUGAUCCUUAAACCACAGGGGUGUGUUUUCAUGGGCAGGAAGUCACAGUGUUAGACUUGUAACCAAAUGAAAGGGGAGACCUACGGGAUGAAAACCUAACCUUUCUCUCCAGAGAGGAACUCGUUUCCAGACUAUGGACUAUACUGAUACUGGAGAAGGCAAACUUAAACACUGAAAAAGUCUUAAAUUGGGGUAAAACAAUAUUAGCCUUUGAAAAGCUUGCCCUGAAAAGUAUAGCACUCCAUGAAGGUUUUUCUUUAUUUUGCUUUUUUUUUUUUUUUUCCUUUGGUGUUGUGCAAAUUGGACUCAGAAAACAGCACUGUUGGUUUGGGGGGGUUGGUUUGGGCACCUGAACUAUGGUCAUUACUAUAAGUUGUACGCCCCAGACCCUGUAGCCCAUGCGUCUGUGUCAAGGUGACAAAACGGUGAAAGACACUUUGUGGUUUCAGUCCCAUCCCAUCUCGUCAAUGCGUGAAAUAUUAGCAAAAGCAUUCAAACAAAUCCCAAAGGAUCAGGAAUGUUCCCAUUCCACCCAAAGUAUACUUUGUUGUCUUCCAAUAGUUAGUUACCUGUUAAUAAAAAGAAGCAAAGCCCCAGCUUGUUUAUAAAGUUACCUGUUUUCAUUUUAGAGCUACACUUAGCAGUGACUGAUGUGUGUGGAGAAGCCUUUCUCGUGUUUCUAAGUCCGUCCGCCUCCCCCACCGACACCGCCUGCCUUACAGUGUUUCCCAAGGCCCACAACUCCAUGCAGUUGUUUUAUUUUCAGUAACACCCGUGCUGUGUGUAUAUGUGUCGUCUCCGAUGUGACUAUUUAAUAAUUGCCAAAAUAUUUAGUUUAGGGGAACUUCCCACUGGUCAACUGGAUUGUGACUGUCCUCUUUUAUGGUUUGGUUUGGUUUAUUUUUUUCAGUUGCUUUCUGUUAAAUAUGUCCGCAUACCCCCUCCCCCAAUAUAUUUGUAUAUACUGCAAUUUAAAAACUAAAAGGAUUACUUGAAUUCGUUGUUUUAACGUUUGACUCUUUUAUCUGUUUGUUUUAUUGGUGAUUCUGCUGCCUAAAAGUGACCUUUUUGUUUUUGUAACCGCUGGGGAAGCCGGAAGGACUGUUUCCCUGCUAGCUAGGGCCCUGCCGGCUGGUCCACCCUUGAGUUUAUUGUAGACACUUGGGUUCUGAGUAAGUUUCGUUCCAAUAUGGCCAACAUGGUUGUCUCUCUCUAUUCUUAUCCUAACAGACAAGAAUCUGUCUGGCACCUUUUAGUUGUACCCUUGUAUCUGCCUCUCUAAUAAACGUUGUAUUUUUUCUC